AUGCACCGGGCCGGGAGCGGGACCGGAGCCGCCGCGACACAGACACCCGGGGGCUUCCGAGGGUUUGGCAGGAGGAGCCGGCGCUGCAGCUCUGUGGGGAAAGGGGACUUCACAGGCGGCCUCUAUGGCACCAGCCUCCCGCUCACCAGCCUCUCCGACUCCCGCCAGAAUAUACAUACCAGUGAUUUGGAAGAUGAUGUCCACCUUCCUGAAAAUAAAUACUGUGUCUUGGGAGACAAGACUGGCACAGGAGGUGUUCUUUCAAGCAAGUUCCACAAGGAUGCUUACACAACAGCAGUAGAACAACUGGCAGAUCUUAGGUUGUCAAAAAAUAGGACUGGAACACAGCUCAGUCAAAAUAAUAGCCAGGAAGGGAUCUUUCAUUCCUGGAGAUAUACACACGAUCAAAGCAAUUCUACUGUGAACAGAGACUCCAAUAAGCCUCUAGUGGAAAAACUUUCCAGCUCACAUGGUAAUUCUUUAAACUUCUUUAUUGUUAAUCCCACAUUGGUCGGGACCCAUAUGAACAGCUAUCACACAAUGUCUUACCGGGGACCUCAGCAGAUGCCAUUAGGAAUCUACUGGACAAAUGGAGAUGGGGAUUUUUUCAAGGCCAGAAAUGAAACCACAGCUUCUGACUCUUAUCCUGCUACAGAUAGUAGUAGUGAUGACAUUUUCUGUAUGUCCAAAUGGAAUUUGAAGUUGCGAAACAGCAGUGUUGAGAACACUCUUUUAACAGAGGAAGGUGAUGUUUCUGAGAGUGAAAAAACGAAUGAUGUUUUGCUUAGUUAUUUCAAAUAUAUGGAUCUGAACUUAAGACCAGAAACUAUAGAAAACACUGAAAAAGCUUCCUCCAAGCACCAAAAUGAAGUGUUUCCAUACCCUGAUUUUCUCCCACCACCUUUCAAUAACCUGGACUUACAAAAGUUGGCCUUAUCAAAAUGGGAUGACUGGAAGGAAGUCUUUAAUCCACCACCAGAAAGCUCUGUUGUGAAAUUAAUAUCCCGUUUGCUGGAAAUUGAAAGAAUGCAGCACUUGACUAUAUUAAAAGAGAAGACAAGAGACCUGACAAUAUCUUCCGGUAUGAUGCUUGGCAGUUGGCCCAGUUCCACAAAAUCCAUGCAUCAGUUGAAGCGAUCAAGACUGUCUGACCCUUUAUGUCUUCAGACAUCUUUUAAUCGAGACUAUCAAGAGAAAAAUAAAUCCAACCAUUCUGGCUGCUGCAUGCAUGAGUGGAACAGUUCAAAAUCUACUUGGGAGUACUGUCAUCAUUGCAAAUGGAGUGCUGGAACAUCCUCCAUUAGAAGUUCAUCCACAAAGCAGCUUAGAGCAUCUUGUGAUGCCUUUAAAAACUCUAAAACCCCCAUCAUUUUAAACUCUAAUAUGCUCUUGCGGAGGUCUUCCUCAUGCUGUGUGGCGGCACCAAGAACUCAGUCAACUAUUAAAUUGACUUCCCCAAAGCUGCUGCCACCAAGUACAGCUAUAACCAGUCCUUUCCCUGAUAAGGACAGUUUAAAAUAUAAACAACCAAGGACCAAAAAGAAACUCUACAGAAAAAACGUAGUAACGAGUAAGACUUUUCAUUGCCAGAAGUUAAAAUCUGUAUCUGCUAUGCCAAAGCAGAAGUACACUCACACUGACAAACAGUAAUUUCUUGAAUUCAUACUACUCAUUAUGAGUGAGUCCUGCUAAGCAAUCUUGUUUUAUCUUGAUUUUUUUCAAGUUAAAGUAUUUUUAAUGGUAUGAGACAGAAGUGAUAUGAAAUAGCACUUGUGACAGUUGAAUCCACUUGUAUUGUAGAAAAAUCAAGUUUUAUCCCUCUGCCUGCUGACAUCUUUUACAGCCUAUUUGUGUAACUUUUAAAAGAAUUGGAUCAAUAUAAGCAUUCCAGCAGAUCAUCCCGUUCCCGAGUGCCACUAUAUUUUUUUAAAUGUUUACAAAAGUAAUAUCAAUAAAGUAUAGUUAUAUUGCACUAGCACCCAGAAAAUCCCACUCAGCGUCAGUGCUUCCCCAUGCACUAGGUGCUGUAUUAAUACAUGGAAGAUACGGUGUCAACCAUGGAGCAUUCACAAUCUAAGUGCAAUAUGAAGGGUGGGAAGAGAGAAAAAUACAAUUUCUAUACAUUUGUCAUUUUUUUCUGAUACAUAGAUUAAGGACCAAUUAUCUGAUUAUACACAUGGGAAAAUAGUGAAGCAAAAUGAAUGUAGUGC
Messenger RNA from Chelonoidis abingdonii (Abingdon island giant tortoise), 2210 nucleotides. It is a transcript of the gene FAM217A, whose product is annotated as family with sequence similarity 217 member A. The record is from RefSeq and is a predicted model, not a curated record. NCBI's taxonomy places the organism in Eukaryota, Metazoa, Chordata, Testudines, Testudinidae.